AUGGGCUCGGCCGCGACGGCCGAGUUAGCGGCAUGUCCAGCAGAGGACCCGGAGGAUGCGGCCUUGCUGGACUUUUUGUCAGAAGACCCGGACCGUGCGCGCCGCCUUCUGAGCUUGGCCGCCCGCGCGGAACGGCUGAUGCCGAGCGUGACGGCACCGGUGCCGGCACGUGUGAUGAGAGGUGCGGAGGUCGCGCAUUGGACAUCGCUCACUCAUGAAGAUCUGCGACAGGCAGCAAAACCCUGUCGGGGAACUUCUGCGGGCCUCGAUGGCUGGACAACUGAAGAAGUCUACGCUUUCUCGGAUGAUAUGCUAGCUACUUUGGCAGCUUUCUACAAUAAAUGCGAGAGCCUUGGCCAGGCACCGGCAGCUUGGAAGAUGACUCGGCAGGUGCACUUGAGCAAGGAUAAGAAGUUGCAGAGCGAUGGUUCAAGCCUUGCUGGUGACCUUCGUCCUUUCAUGAGCGAGACAUUGCCCGUUGGCAUACCUGUGUCAUCUUCUUUACCUCAAGGGGAUUGCUUCUCCAUGUUGGCAAUGACAUGCCUGCUUCUACCUGCGGUGAAUGAUAUCCGAACUCGUGAAGUGAAUGUGGAGCAAGUGGUGUAUGCUGAUGACCGUUCUUUUGCAUGUGCUACGCCGCAGCAGCUCAAACGUAUGACAGAACAUUGGACACGGUGGGCUGGGAUCCUUGGCCUUCGCGAAAACGGCAGCAAAGCUCAGUACUACCAUGCCCGCUCUGGUGGACGCCGAGACUUGGAACGCAUAGGCUUACCAUCUGAGUGCAUUUCAGACCGCAUUCGUAUCUUGGGCUUCACUUUCGCUGGACUCCGACCACGAAAAGCUGGGCCCCAUGAGCAAAGCCGCCUCGAGGAGGCCAAGGCCAAGGUUCACGAGAUCUCAGCGUGGACGCUAUGCAUGUGUCGCUGUGCGCUCAUCGUGGCGAAGAGCUCCGCUGAAGAAAGGGGGACUCGGACCGAUCGCAUUUCGAUCGCGCGCCGCGCGUGGCUCGUGGUGUGCACCGUGAAUCAAUUUGCGGUUCGGAACAGUGAAACUGUGAGACCUGGCCGAGCCUUCUGCUGCCAUUGUGAGACGAGCCGAGCAGUUGUAUGCGCUCGCACAGGAGCCGCACAGGAGAGGAGCUUGGCUGAAGGGGGGCAGAACGCCUCUGAUGGCCAGGUGCAGAGACUGUUGGUUGAGGCAGUGCCCGCUUUGCCGGGCUUCCAAGGCGCGAAGAGCGGCAGGCUCUUCCAGGCCAAGACACAAGAGGGCUUUCGAUGCGAAAGCGGUGAUGAGUCCUUGGCCGAGGACCUGGAGAGCAUUGCCUUUCGACGGCUGGAGCUUUCCAUUGAUCAAUCCACUCGAGCGAGCUCGAUGUUUGGCGGCCUUCUGGGCGAACCCGAACCGGAGCUGAGUCGACUCUUUCUCAUCGAGGCGCGCGUCUCGGUGCUCGCAAGGGAUGACGGGGCCACGCCGCUGUUGAUGGCGGCGCUGGAUCGGCAUGAGAGCGAAGGUCCUUUGGAGGUCUCGGAGGAUGAUCAGUUCAAAAACGACGUGACCGUCCUCUAUGACUGCUGGCGGAAAGGGAGCUCUCGAGUGGAGCUGCGCUUGGUGCUGGCGCCCGAGGUGGAUGGCCCACGGACUGAGAUCUGCAUGGCUUGGCUGAAGAGCUGCGGACAAGGCUUUGCUGCACUGCAAGUGCGCCAUGGUCAGUCGCUGAUCUUCCCGGCACCCGCGGACCAUGCACCAGUGCCGCCACUCUUGGCUGCUGAAGGCACCCUGGAAGAGGUCACCAAGCUUCAGUUCAGCUCCUUGGGUGCGAUGCGCCUGAAGAUGCCGAAGGUCUCCAGUGAUGAGCAGCUGAAGGUGGAGAUCCGAGGGCUCGCCUCUGCGGAUGCCAUCGAGGUGACCACCAGCGAAGUCCUUGAGAUCUCGGUGCUCUACAGCUGUCUGGGUGCAGGGGUGAUGGAGGUCGAGCUGGCCCUGGAGCAAGCGGUGCUGUCUGCAGCCCAUGCGCCAGAGGUGUUGCAUUUGCAUUGGCGGAAGCGCUGCGGCGAUUCUGUGUAUAGGUUUGUGGACGUCUAUUUGAAAAGCGAUUUGAACAAGACCCAGGUGGUCUCGAAAGGAACGACCUUGCCCGGUUUUAUGCAUUGCCCAAAGGAGGCAGUGUCAGGGGCAGAGGACGGUACCAAGCCGUUGACAAAAGGAACUGAGUGUCAGCCUGAGACCCUGGAGGUUUCUCCGAAGGAGGUGAAGACCACCGUGGAACUUCGGCUGGAUCCCGAAGGACACCAGCUGCCACCAGCUUUUCAACCCCACCCAGACCUGUCCUUUGACCGAAAGAUCCUCCGUGCGUACGUGGUCCAGCCCACGUCGGAGCUCUUCCGGAAGACGCAGCCGUCUUCGUUGCGGGCAAACACCAAUGCGAUGACGGUUCGCUACAGCUGCCACAAGGCUGGGGUGAGCUUGAUCGUGGUGACCAUCUAUGUGAUGAAGCACAAGCCGAUUGACUUUGCCUGGCGGAAGAGGUGCUCGGAGCCAAAGGUGCACACCAGCAAAGCCUUGACCGCGCCACAGGCCAUGACCUUCGCCUUCCUGGUUUGUGGAGGGAUUGGCCUGAUCGUUUGCAUGGUUUGCCUCUUCUGUAGUGGUGACCAGGACAAGAAUCAACUCUUUCAAGGUCACAGACGACCAGGCCGCGAAGUUGAGUUCAAGCCAAUCGGCGCCUCCCCAAAGGUGGGCUACGAGUAUGAGGAGGAGGUCAUGCAGCUUCUCAUUUUUUGGCCAGGACAGUGCCGCAAACAUGUUUUGGAAGGACAGGUAGGACAGACGAAGCAGCCAUGGGUGCGUCUAAGACUUCCUUGUCACAUUCACACUUUGAAAUGA
This is a messenger RNA of Durusdinium trenchii, 2883 nucleotides long. NCBI's taxonomy places the organism in Eukaryota, Dinophyceae, Suessiales, Symbiodiniaceae. The record is from the annotation of a GenBank genome assembly.